UGUCGUGUGUGUCCCGACAACAACCGGGAGUUCCCAACCGUCCUCAUCGUCCUCAUCGGCGGCCAUCUGGUGGUGGUUGCGUGUUGCCGAGUGCGCCCGUUGCGCUUUUAAUUACCACGCGACCCACGAGCGGCCACGAACCGUCAAUAUAAAGGUGCGCGAUUUCUAUGCCGGAGUUUGACGAUCAAAUUGAUUGACCACCACCAAGGGGAAGUGGAGGUGAGGGUUGGACCAGGAUGUGCCGCAGCAGCGCGAAAGUUAGUGUUAGUAUUUCGCUCUCCUAAAACAAAACCCCCUCGCGAGUCGGCAAUGGAUCAUCAGCAACACCGCCAUCAUCAGCGCCACGAUUGCCUCGGUGUUUAUGGUUAUUGGAUUCGAAUGAUGUGAUAAACGACACCCCGCCCGCCCGCUCCCUAGCCCCCUAGCCUUGCGAUAAUACCGCCAGGAUAGUAUCGAAGAAGGGGAAAGUCGUGUGACCGCGUGUGUGUCGGUGUUCAGUGUCAAUCACACAGGUUGUUGUAGUCCCCCAAAUGGUUGUCGUUGCUGUUGCUGGCCAUGAAAUGUGGAUUCCGUUGUUGCUUCUACCGUGGUUGUGGCUUUCGUUUGUGCCAGGUCCUCACGUUGCUCACGCCAUUAAGCUGACGGGUCUGAGGGUCCCAAAGUACGCCAUCCUGGGCCAAUCCGUGCGGCUCGAGUGUCCGUACGAGAUGGAGGGCGAUGAGCUGUACUCGGUCCGGUGGUACAAGGAUGGUAACGAGUUCUAUCGCUUCGUGCCCCGGGAUAAACCGGAAAUGCAAGUCUUUCCCCAGCGCGGAGUGUCCGUGAAUGUGCACAACUCCUCCAACAAUCACGUUACGCUCGAAACCGUCAAGCUGUCGACGAGUGGCAAGUACCUUUGUGAAGUGUCCGCCGAGGCGCCCGACUUUCAGACCGUCUCGCAGCACGGCGAAAUGGUGGUCGUAGUUCUGCCCGAUGAGGACCCCAUCAUAACGGGGGGUAAGGCUCGGUACCAGAUCAACGAUUAUGUGCGUGUAAACUGUACGUCCGGUAGAGCGCGGCCAGCGGCCCAACUCGCCUGGUACAUCAACAGUGAGCUCGUCGAUCCGGCGCUCCUGCGACGGUAUCCAACGAUCGUCUCCUUUCCGGAUCAACUGGAAACGUCCAUCCUGGGGCUGGAGUUUCGCGUCAAACAGAAACACUUUCGCCGGGGCGACAUGAAGUUAAAGUGCCUCGCCACCAUCCACAACGUGUACUGGAAGAGCAACGAGGAGAGCGUGGAGAACGACAAACCCCAGAAAGCGCCCAUACUUGAGUCACGCAAAUCGGGCCUCUCGUCGUCGUCGUCGUCGUCCUCGUCGUCGGUUACUCGUGCAGAUCGUGUUCACGCCGGUAAUGGUGCCACCGGGGUCCACCAGGACCUUGAUCGCAUCCUGCUGCUCCUGUGCGCCCUCUUCAGCUUGGUGUUAGUGACCUCGCGCCAUCGGUAACUGGACGGAAGGAAGCGAAGGAAGAUGGGGAUACCAAUGGAACCCGAUGUGAGGUUUAGUGAAUUUAAUCGACAAGAAAACAGGGUGGCCUCUUCCUGGAGCCCAUAAGGCGAAGGCGACACACACACACAUAUCUGGUGCAACAACGGACAACUGAAAGUUAGUUUCGUUCCUUCGGCAGAAUGCGGAAUUCGUGUAAAUAAGAGAGAGGAGAUGUGGUUUGUGUAUAUUUUUAGUCCAUAUUUAGUGGAGUGCGAAUGGGGGAGAAUUGUAUAAUUUUAAAAGAAAACCAAACAACGAGUAUGUAUACUCGCCUCGCAUAAGGAAUACGUAAGCUCCGUUCGGAAUGCCAUGAAUGGUCCGGUGGAUCUGGAGUCUCAUAGGAGCGAAGUAGGGAAAAGGAAUAUCUCUGGUUGUGUGUAUCGUCUCUGGUCGUGAGUCUGUGUAAUUUGACUGAGCAUGAGAAGGGGCCUCCCCCGCUCCCCCUUGGACUUGAUGCGAUCCUUGCCAUCCCAAUGCCAAAAACAGAACAGAAUGCCGCAGAAUUGUAAGACUCUAUUUACGCGCAUAGGUUUAGUAGCAGCCCGCCCGCCAUGGCCACUCAGCAAAGCGGAAUUGAUGGAAACAAAAUAAAGUGUUCUUGUAAAGCGAUCCUCGUGGAUCCUGGACUCGACUGUUGAGCGUCGUUAAUGACAAGACUUUAUCCCGUUUUUUGAUCGACCGUUCGUCUUCAAUGUUUAAUUCGUAGAUUUUGUAAGACAAAACACACACACACACACUUACACCGCACGCACGCCGCACACACAUCGCACAAUGCGCUGGCAGGCCUUCUGAGAUGAGCCGAGUUCAAAUUAUACAAUACAUAAUGGCACUGAAAUAGUUACUACUA
Messenger RNA from Anopheles darlingi, 2376 nucleotides. RefSeq lists its product as uncharacterized. Bases 531 to 1487 code for a protein of 318 amino acids. The record is from RefSeq and is a predicted model, not a curated record. Lineage: Eukaryota; Metazoa; Arthropoda; Insecta; Diptera; Culicidae. The transcript has 6 exons.